UUCGAGAAUACUUAAUACGUCACGAUCAUAACCAAUUGGCAAUCGCUGUUAAAGAUUACUGUCACGAUCGAAUCGUUACUGUCAUUAUGAAUAUUAAUUAUAGAAUGUUGAUUAUAGAACGUUAAUUUUUAUGCUACGGAAACAGUGAAAAUAUUGCAAGAAUAUAUUAUAGUAAAUAACGAACGAGUGAACUCGUAUCAUGCUGAGUGUACCGAUUUAUCAGCGAUCCUCGAACUAUGGCGGAGAAAUAUUAAUUUACGGAACAAUAGCAGUACAGUAGAAAAAAAUUUCAUUCGGAUAUCAUCUAAGAACGAUUUAGAUUUAGUAAAUAUCGAAGAGACACGGUACAAAUCGAAGUCUGUUCCUAUGAAGGAUCACGAAGUCAGUUAUCCUUAUCCUUUCACAGAUUAUAUUCAUCCCCGAUUUUGCGCCGAUUUUUCACCUAUAAGUACUUAUAGAAAGCCACACCAUCGGCUUGUCAGGAAUCUGAAAUCAAUUCCGGUUAAUCAUGAAUCGAAUUUAAGAGACGAUCGUGAAAGAACAAAAAGGGUAAGAAGAUGGUUAAACUCGUUCUUUCGUAGCAAACGGAAAAGACUGAAUCAGAGUUCUUCGAUCGACGAAUAUUUUAAGUUAGAAGAUCAUUGGAAUAAAACGCAUUUAUUGCCGAGAUUGGUGGAAGCAUCGCAGGCGCAACGCAUUAUCAAUGAAACGACAUCCGGCUCACCCUCCACAAGUCAAAAUUUAAAUCUAUAUCAAAUAUUGAGAUUACAUUUGAUUCCUAAGAAAACUACAGCUUUCGUUAAGAAAAGGAGAAAAAGGAAUGUUAGGAAUAGAAAAGACACAGGUGAGAAAACAACGAAUAUUUAUGAAAAAGAAAUCCAUGCGUAUUCGGAUGUUAUGCAGCUGCUACAUACGACCAAAUCGGAUAUUGAAUCUCAGUUAACUUAUAACACUGAACACCAAAGCGAAAUAGAUAGGUUACAGACAACUUUGAGCUGGUUAGAUCAAAUAGGAACUGCAACUGAAUCUAUUAUAGAUACGCAUGGUGCGUAUGAGGAAGAAAGUACUAAAGGGACUUCUACGUGGCACGGAUAUGAUCAUUAUAUUGGAACAAUGGCAAUAACGCCGAAAGAAACAAUCAGCCUGUACGAAUCACAAAUAAUCACACGUACAACAUCAUAUACGAUAGAAAAUAUCCCCAUUACCAGCAUGACUACGAUGCCGUCACCAGUGCUUGAAACAACUCCUACCAAGUUCAUUAUUACUCUAACGACAAUGCCGCCAUCGACAACCGUGGAAACUACUAUGCAUGAAAUUACUGAUGUUACAAUACCAAUACCAACGACUACCACAACCUUCCAACCAACAACUGUGAAAAAGGCUACUACAGAAAAAACUAUAAUUGCGACGAUAUCGACACUUGAAACUACAACUAUCACCCACGUAACUGUUAAAAUGUUGUCACCAACGUCAGUGGAAACCACUACAAAAGAACAAACUGUUACAACGACACUCUUACGCGACAUAACAACUACCAUUCCCUUAUAUACCACUGGCAUAACGUUGACAACAACAAUGGCUAAAACCACUGCAGAAGAAACUACUAUUACUAAAAUGGUAUCAACAUCUAUAUUUCCCAUUACCACGAAGUUUACAAUGUCGUAUUACACAAUUGUGGAAACUACUGUAAAAGAUACUUCUAUUACUACAAAAACAGUACCUGAAACAACAUCUAACUCGCCCACUACCACCAUGUCUACAAUGUUGCCUCUAAUAUCCCAGGAAACGAUUGCGGAAGAAUCUGCUGAUACUACUGCAGCAACCAGGCCGGAAAUAAUUACUACGAUCGAUACAACUACAACCACACAGUCGCUACCAACAAGUGUGAAAACCAGAGCGUCAAAAACUAAUGUGACAGCAUCGCAGGUCUUUCAAACAACAAUUAGUUCACACAUUACAGUUAUUACUACAAUGUCCCCAUCGCCGACUGUGGAAACAACUAUUGAAGUAACUGCAGUUAUUACAAGACCCGGGAUUAAAACAACUACAACACCCAUCACGACUACAACCACACUGUUGCCACCCACAACUGUGGAAACAAAUAUAGAGGAAAUUGUUGUUACUACAACAACCUGGAUUGAGACAACUACCACUCCCGCUUUUACUACAGCAACACCGCCGCCUCCUACAACUCUGCAAACAACUAUAGAGGAAACUGUUGCUACUACAAUAUCAUGGAUUGAGACUACUACCACACCCAUGACGACUACAAUGUCACCACCUACAACAGUGAGGGAAACUACUAUUUCUACAAUAACCUCGCCUAAAACAACUACCACUGCCCUCACGACUGCAGCUACACCAUCGCCUCCUACAACUGUGGAAACAACUACGGUAGAAACUGCUGUUACUACAACACACUGGAUUGAGACAACUACCACACCCGUCACGACUACAACCACAACGUCGUCCCCUACAACAGUCGGAGAAACUACUAUUUCUACAAUAGUCACGCCUGCAACAACUACCACUGCCGUCACGACUGAAGUCACACCGUCGCCUCCGACAACUGUGGAAACAACUGUGGUAGAAACUACUCUUUCUACAACAACCAAGCCUGAAAAAACUACCGCAGCUAUCACAACCACAGCCACGCCGCCGCCAGCUACAAGCGCGGAAGCGACUGUAGAAGCAACUACUGUUUCUACAACGGCCAUGCGCGAAACAACUACUACUGCCGUCACGACUACAACGAUAACGUCGCUGCCUACAACUGUGCAAACAACUACAGAGGAAACUGUUGUCACUAUAUCACCUUGGAUUGAGACUACUACUACUCCCGCCAUUAUUACAACUACACCGUCGCAUCCCACAACUGUAAAAUCAACAAUAGAGAAAACAGUUGUUACUACGACACCCUGGAUUGAGACAACUGCCACUGCCGCCACUACUACAGCAACACCGUCGCCUCCCACAACUGUGGAAACAACUACGGUAGAAACUGCUAUUACUACAACACACUGGAUUGAGACAACUACCACACCCGUCACGACUACAACCACAACGUCGUCACCUACAACUGUCGGACAAACUACUAUUUCUACAAUAGUCACGCCUGCAACAGCUACCACUGCCGUCACCACUGAAGUCACACCGUCGCCUCCGACAACUGUGGGAACAAUUGUGGUAGGAACUACUCUUUCUACAACAACCACGCCUGAAACAACUACCGCAGCUGUCACAACCACAGCCACGCCGUCGCCAGCUACAACCGCGGAAGCGACUGUAGAAGCAACUACUGCUUCUACAACAGCCACGCGCGAAACAACUGCUACUGCCGUCACGACUACAACGAUAACGUCGCUGCCUACAAUUGUGGAAACAACUACAGAGGAAACUGAUGUCACUACAUCACCUUGGAUUGAGACUACUACUACUCCCGCCAUUAUUACAACUACACCGUCGCAUCCCACAACUGUAGCAUCAACAAUAGAGAAAACAGUUGUUACUACGACACCCUGGAUUGAGACAACUGCCACUGCCGCCGUUACUACAGCUACACCGUCGCCUCCUACAACUGUGGAAACAACUAUAGAGGAAACUGCUGUUACUGCGACACCCUGGAUAGAGACAACUACAACUCCCUCCGUUACUACAGCUACACCGUCGCCUCCCACAACUGUGCAAACAACUACAGAGGAAACUGUUGUUACUACGACAUCCUGGACUGAGACAACUACCACACCCGUCACGAUUACAACUACACCGUCGCCUCCAACAACUGUGCAAACAACUAUAGAGGAAACUGUUGUUACUAAGACACCCUGGAUUGAGACAACUGCCACUCCCUCCGUUACUACAGAUACACAGUCGCCUCCCACAACUGUGCAAACAACUACAGAGGAAACUGUUGUUACUACGACAUCCUGGACUGAGACCACUACCACACCCGUCACGAUUACAACUACACCGUCGCCUCCAACAACUGUGCAAACAACUAUAGAGGAAACUGUUGUUACUAAGACACCCUGGAUUGAGACAACUGCCACUCCCUCCGUUACUACAGAUACACCGUCGCCUCCCACAACUGUAGAAUCAACUACAGAGGAAACCGUUGUUACUACGACACCCAGGAUUGAGACAACAACCACUACCGCUAUUACUACAACCACAUCGGCCCCUGCUACAACUGUGGAAACAACUAUAGAGGAAGCUGUUGUUACUACGACAUCCUGGAUUGAGACAACUACCACACACGUCACGACUACAACCACACCGUCGCCUCCCGCAACUGUGGAAUCAACUACAGAGGAAACUGUUGUUACUAUGACACCCAGGAUUGAGACAACAACCACUACCGCUAUUACUACAACCACAUCGGCCCCUGCUACAACUGUGGAAACAACUAUAGAGGAAGCUGUUGUUACUACGACAUCCUGGAUUGAGACAACUACCACACACGUCACGACUACAACCACACCGUCGCCUCCCGCAACUGUGGAAUCAACUACAGAGGAAACUGUUGUUACUACGACACCCAGGAUUGAGACAACUACCACACUUGUCACGGCUACAGCUACACCGUCGCCUCCCACAACUGUGGAAACAACUAGAGAGGAAACUGUUCUUACUACGACACCCUGGAUUGAGACAACUACAACUCCCUCCGUUACUACAGCUACACCGUCGCCUCCCACAACUGUAGAAUCAACUACAGAGGAAACUGUUGUUACUACGACACCCUGGAUUGAGACAACUACCACACUCGUCACGGCUACAGCUACACCGUCGCCUCCCACAAUUGUAGAAAAAACUAUAGAGGAAACUGUUGUUACUACGACACCCUGGAUUGAAACAACCACAACUCCCUCCGUUACUACAGCUACACCGUCGCCUCCUAGAACUGUGGAAACAACUAUAGAGGAAACUGCUGUUACUGCGACACCCUGGAUAGAGACAACUACAACUCCCUCCGUUACUACAGCUACACCGUCGCCUCCCACAACUGUCGAAUCAACUACAGAGGAAACUGUUGUUAUUACAACACCCUGGAUUGAGACAACUACCACUAUCGCUAUUACUACAACCACGUCGUCCCCUGCUACAACUGUGAAAACAACUAUAGAGGAAGCUGUUGCCACUACGACACCCAGGAUUGAGACAACUACCACUACCGCUAUUACUACAACCACAUCGUCCCCUGCUAUAACUGUGGAAACAACUAUAGAGGAAACUGUUGUUACUACGACACCCUGGACUGAGACAACUAUCACACCCGUCACGAUUACAACCACACCCGUCACGAUUACAACCACGCCGUCGUCACCGACAACUGUGGAAACAACUAUAGAGGAAACUAUUGUUACUACAGCACCCUGGAUUGAGACAACUAUCACUACCGCUAUUACUACAACCACACUGUCGCCUCCCACAACUGUCGAAUCAACUAAAGAGGAGGCUGUUGUUACUACAACACCCUGGAUUAAGACUACUACAACUCCUGCCAUUAUUACAGCUACACCGUCGCCUCUCACAACUGUGGAAACAACUAUAGAGGAAGCUGUUGUUAUUACGACACCCUGGACUGAGACAACUACCACACCCAUCACGACUACAACCACACCGUCGUCACCGACAACUGUGGAAACAACUAUAGAGGAAACUAUCGUUACUACAACAUCCUGGAUUGAGACAACUAUCACUACCGCUAUUACUACAACCACAUCGGCCCCUGCUACAACUGCGGAAACAACUAUAGAGGAAACUAUUGUUACUAUGACACCCUGGAUUGAGACAACUACAACUCCCUCCAUUGCUACAGCUACACCGUCGCCUCCCACAACUGUCGAAACAACUACAGGGCAAACUGUUGUUACUACGACACCCAGGAUUGAGACAACUACCACUACCGCUAUUACUAGAACCACAUCGGCCCCUGCUACAACUGUGGAAACAACUAUAGAGGAAGCUGUUGUUACUACGACAUCCUGGAGUGAGACAACUAUGACACCCGUCACGACUACAACCACACCGUCGCCACCCACAACUGUGGAAGCAACUAUAGAGGAGGCUGUUGUUACUACGACACCCUGGAUUGAGACAACUACAACUCCCUCCGUUACUACAGCUACACCGUCGCCUCCCACAACUGUAGAAUCAACUACAGAGGAACCUGUUGUUACUACGACACCCUGGAUUGAGACAACUACCACAACCGUCACGACUACAGCUACACCGUCGCCUCCCACAAUUGUAGAAACAACUAUAGAGGAAACUGUUGUUGCCACGACACCCUGGAUUGAGACAACUGCCACUCCCGCCGUUACUACAGCUACACCGUCGCCUCCUAGAACUGUGGAAACAACUAUAGAGGAAACUGCUGUUACUGCGACACCCUGGAUAGAGACAACUACAACUCCCUCCGUUACUACAGCUACACCGUCUCCUCCCACAACUGUCGAAUCAACUACAGAGGAAACUGUUGUUAUUACAACACCCGGGAUUGAGACAACUACCACUACCGCUAUUACUACAACCACACUGUCGCCUCCCACAACUGUCGAAUCAACUAUAGAGGAGGCUGUUGUUACUACAACACCCUGGAUUAAGACUACUACAACUCCUGCCAUUAUUACAGCUACACCGUCGCCUCUCACAACUGUGGAAACAACUAUAGAGGAAGCUGUUGUUAUUACGACACCCUGGACUGAGACAACUACCACACCCAUCACUACUACAACCACACCGUCGUCACCGACAACUGUGGAAACAACUAUAAAGGAAACUAUUGUUACUACAGCACCCUGGAUUGAGACAACUAUCACUACCGCUAUUACUACAACCACACUGUCGCCUCCCACAACUGUCGAAUCAACUAUAGAGGAGGCUGUUGUUACUAUAACACCCUGGAUUAAGACUACUACAACUCCUGCCAUUAUUACAGCUACACCGUCGCCUCUCACAACUGUGGAAACAACUAUAGAGGAAGCUGUUGUUAUUACGACACCCUGGACUGAGACAACUGCCACACCCAUCACGACUACAACCACACUGUCGCCUCCCACAACUGUCGAAUCAACUAUAGAGGAAGCUGUUGUUACUACGACACCCUGGACUGAGACAACUACCACACCCAUCACGAUUACAACCACACCGUCUCCUCCCACAACUGUGCAAACAACUAUAGAGGAAACUAUUGUUACUAUGACACCCUGGAUUGAGACAACUACAACUCCCUCCAUUGCUACAGCUACACCGUCGCCUCCCACAACUGUCGAAACAACUACAGCGGAAACUGUUGUUACUACGACACCCAGGAUUGAGACAACUACCACUACCGCUAUUACUAGAACCACAUCGGCCCCUGCUACAACUGUGGAAACAACUAUAGAGGAAGCUGUUGUUACUACGACAUCCUGGAUUGAGACAACUAUCACACCCGUCACGACUACAACCACACCGUCGCCUCCCACAACUGUGGAAGCAACUAUAGAGGAGGCUAUUGUUACUACGACACCCUGGAUUGAGACAACUACAACUCCCUCCGUUACUACAGCUACACCGUCGCCUCCCACAACUGUAGAAUCAACUACAGAGGAACCUGUUGUUACUACGACACCUUGGAUUGAGACAACUACCACAACCGUCACGACUACAGCUACACCGUCGCCUCCCACAAUUGUAGAAACAACUAUAGAGGAAACUGUUGUUGCUACGACACCCUGGAUUGAGACAACUGCCACUCCCGCCGUUACUACAGCUACACCGUCGCUUCCUAGAACUGUGGAAACAACUAUAGAGGAAACUGCUGUUACUGCGACACCCUGGAUAGAGACAACUACAACUCCCUCCGUUACUACAGCUACACCGUCUCCUCCCACAACUGUCGAAUCAACUACAGAGGAAACUGUUGUUAUUACAACACCCGGGAUUGAGACUACUACCACUACCGCUAUUACUACAACCACACUGUCGCCUCCCACAACUGUCGAAUCAACUAUAGAGGAGGCUGUUGUUACUACAACACCCUGGAUUAAGACUACUACAACUCCUGCCAUUAUUACAGCUACACCGCCGCCUCUCACAACUGUGGAAACAACUAUAGAGGAAGCUGUUGUUAUUACGACACCCUGGACUGAGACAACUACCACACCCAUCACGACUACAACCACACCGUCGUCACCGACAACUGUGGAAACAACUAUAGAGGAAACUAUCGUUACUACAACAUCCUGGAUUGAGACAACUAUCACUACCGCUAUUACUACAACCACAUCGGCCCCUGCUACAACUGUGGAAACAACUAUAGAGGAAACUAUUGUUACUAUGACACCCUGGAUUGAGACAACUACAACUCCCUCCAUUGCUACAGCUACACCGUCUCCUCCCACAACUGUCGAAUCAACUACAGAGGAAACUGUUGUUAUUACAACACCCGGGAUUGAGACAACUACCACUACCGCUAUUACUACAACCACACUGUCGCCUCCCACAACUGUCGAAUCAACUAUAGAGGAGGCUGUUGUUACUACAACACCCUGGAUUAAGACUACUACAACUCCUGCCAUUAUUACAGCUACACCGUCGCCUCUCACAACUGUGGAAACAACUAUAGAGGAAGCUGUUGUUAUUACGACACCCUGGACUGAGACAACUACCACACCCAUCACGACUACAACCACACCGUCGUCACCGACAACUGUGGAAACAACUAUAGAGGAAACUAUUGUUACUACAGCACCCUGGAUUGAGACAACUAUCACUACCGCUAUUACUACAACCACACUGUCGCCUCCCACAACUGUCGAAUCAACUAUAGAGGAGGCUGUUGUUACUAUAACACCCUCGAUUAAGACUACUACAACUCCUGCCAUUAUUACAGCUACACCGUCGCCUCUCACAACUGUGGAAACAACUAUAGAGGAAGCUGUUGUUAUUACGACACCCUGGACUGAGACAACUGCCACACCCAUCACGACUACAACCACACUGUCGCCUCCCACAACUGUCGAAUCAACUAUAGAGGAAGCUGUUGUUACUACGACACCCUGGACUGAGACAACUACCACACCCAUCACGAUUACAACCACACCGUCGCCGCCCACAACUGUGGAAGCAACUAUAGAGGAAACUGUUGUUACUAGGACACCCUGGAUUGAGACAACUACAACUCCCUCCGUUACUACAGCUACACCGUCGCCUCCCACAACUGUGGAAACAACUAGAGAGGAAACUGUUGUUACUACGACACCCUGGAUUGAGACAACUACAACUCCCUCCAUUGCUACAGCUACACCGUCGCCUCCCACAACUGUGGAAGCAACUAUAGAGGAAACUGUUGUUACUAGGACACCCUGGAUUGAGACAACUACAGCUCCCUCCGUUACUACAGCUACACCGUCGCCUCCCACAACUGUGGAAAUAACUAGAGAGGAAACUGUUGUUACUACGACACCCUGGAUUGAGACAACUACGACUCCCUCCGUUACUACGGCUACACCGUCGCCUCCCACAACUGUAGAAUCAACUACAGGGGAAACUGUUGUUACUACGACACCCUGGAUUGAGACAGCUACCACACCCGUCAUGACUACAGCUACACCGUCGUCACCGACAACUGUGGAAACAACUAUAGAGGAAACUAUUGUUACUACAACACCCUGGAUUGAGACAACUACCACACCCUUCACGACUACAACCACACCGUCGUCACCGGCAACUGUGGAAACAACUAUAGAGGAAACUAUUGUUACUACAACACCCUGGAUUGAGACUACUACCACUCCGUCGCCUCCCACAAUUGUAGAAACAACUAUAGAAGAAACUGUUGUUACUACAACACCCUGGAUUAAGACUACUACAACUCCUGCCAUUAUUACAGCUACACCGUCGCCUCUCACAACUGUGGAAACAACUAUAGAGGAAGCUGUUGUUAUUACGACACCCUGGACUGAGACAACUACCACACCCAUCACGACUACAACCACACCGUCGUCACCGACAACUGUGGAAACAACUAUAGAGGAAACUAUCGUUACUACAACAUCCUGGAUUGAGACAACUAUCACUACCGCUAUUACUACAACCACAUCGGCCCCUGCUACAACUGCGGAAACAACUAUAGAGGAAACUAUUGUUACUAUGACACCCUGGAUUGAGACAACUACAACUCCCUCCAUUGCUACAGCUACACCGUCGCCUCCCACAACUGUCGAAACAACUACAGGGCAAACUGUUGUUACUACGACACCCUGGACUGAGACAACUACCACACCCGUCGCGACUACAACCACACCGUCGUCACCGACAAUCUUGGGGGAAACUGCUGUUUCUACAAUAGCUACGCUUGCAACAACUACCACUGCCGUCGCGACUACAGUCACACCGUCGCCUCCCACAACUGUAGAAACAACUAUAGAGGAAACUGUUGUUACUACGACAGCCUGGAUCGGGACAGCUACCACACCCUUCACGACUACAACCACAACGUCGCCACCUACUACCUUGGGGGAAACUACUGUUUCUACAAUAGCUACGCUUGCAACAACUACCACUGCCGUCACGACUUCAGUCACACCGUCGCCUCCCACAACUGUGGUAACAACUGUAGAGGAAACAGUUGUUUCUACGACACCUUGGAUUGAGUCUACUACCACACCCGUCACGACUACAGCUACACCGUCGCCUCCCACAAUUGUAGAAACAACUAUAGAGGAAACUGUUGUUACUACAACUCCCCGGAUUGAGACAACUACCACACCCGUCACGACUACAACCACACUGUCGCCUCCAACAUAUGUGGAAAUAACUACUUUAGAAACUGUUGUUACUACAGAGCCGUAUCCCGACACUUCCGAGUUUUAUGUGUUUUCAUCUACCACAAUUUUUACUCUUCCUUCAUUGCCGACCGCAUCUGAAGUUAUAACAUUAUUCACUACAACUGAAAUAGUAAGUUGGAAAAGAAUUUUAUUUUACUUCUAA
This is a messenger RNA of Bombus terrestris (buff-tailed bumblebee), 10980 nucleotides long. RefSeq names its product mucin-2-like. The coding region runs from base 367 to 10980 and encodes 3537 amino acids. The record is from RefSeq and is a predicted model, not a curated record. Lineage: Eukaryota; Metazoa; Arthropoda; Insecta; Hymenoptera; Apidae. The transcript has a single exon.